This is a messenger RNA of Protopolystoma xenopodis, 528 nucleotides long. NCBI's taxonomy places the organism in Eukaryota, Metazoa, Platyhelminthes, Monogenea, Polystomatidea, Polystomatidae. The record is from the annotation of a GenBank genome assembly.
AUGUUGAAUUCUCUUUACGAAUCUCGUUUAGCUACUUUCGACUCAUGGGUUUAUGAUGGCUCUGCCAAUUGUACACGAGAAAAAUUGGCCAAAGCUGGUUUUUAUUGGAUACCUUCCAAAGAAAAGGACUGUGUUCGUUGCUUCAUGUGUAGUAAGGAAUUAGAUGGUUGGGAGCCGGAUGACGAUCCGAUGGCUGAACACAGAUCGCAUUCCUCCGAGUGCCCUUUUCUAUCCAUGAAGCCUUUUGAAGAUAUGACAGUGGAGGAGGCUAUUCAUGCCUAUCUUAUCUGGUUCAAGUAUCUUCUUUCGAGUAAAGAGCAAACAUAUAUAUCAAACUUUACUCUGGCACUUGAUUCAUACAUUGAUGAGUACAAGACUCGUCUUUACUCUUUGUGGGAAAGCGCCUCUUGUGAUGGAAGUCCAAACAGGAAAAAGCGCAAGAAAGGUGCUGCUCAAUCCAAAAAAGCUAAUACUGAUAAACCAGAGUCCCCCAUUCGCCGUACUACACGAGCAAGAACAAAAAGAUAA